Messenger RNA from Clunio marinus, 5372 nucleotides. Lineage: Eukaryota; Metazoa; Arthropoda; Insecta; Diptera; Chironomidae. The record is from the annotation of a GenBank genome assembly.
AUUAUUUAACUAUUUGCGUUGGCAAUAUUCUUUGUGCAAGUUCAUAAAAGAAAAUUUUGAAGAAAACUUCCAACGUAACAGAUUUUUCCUAAGAAUGGACAACGGAGCAGGAAGGAAUCCCAUGGCUGAAACAGUCUAUGGGACAGAGGACUCCACAAUGGUUAUGUCGGAAAAGGUACAAUCCUUAGCUGGCAGUAUUUACCAGGAAUUCGAACGGAUGAUUCAACGCUAUGACGAAGAUGUUGUAAAGACACUCAUGCCACUUCUUGUGAAUGUCUUGGAAUGUUUGGACUCAGCUUAUCAAACAAACCAAGAACAAGAUGUUGAGCUUGAACUGUUGAGAGAAGAUAAUGAGCAGCUAGUGACACAAUAUGAGCGUGAAAAAGGAGCACGAAAGCAAGCAGAACAGAAACUUUUAGACACAGAAGAUUUAGCUGAAGCUGAAAAUAAAGAGUUGGCUUCCCGUUUAGAAUCGCUCGAAUCAAUCGUUCGAAUGCUAGAAUUAAAACAUAAAAACAGUCUUGAACAUUCAUCAAGAUUGGAAGAAAGAGAAGGAGAUUUGAAGAAGGAAUACAGCAAAUUACAUGAACGUUACACUGAACUUUUUAAAACGCAUGUUGAUUAUAUGGAGCGGACAAAAAUGAUUAUGGGAAAUUCAACGCAUUCUCUUCAUCAGAGUUCAGCGUCAGAACGAAUGGAAGUUAAUCGAUCUAUGCGUCUUCAUCCUAUGAAUCGCUCAUCUGGUCCAAUUUCUUUUGGGUUUGCAUCUUUAGAAAAUUCUGUGGCAAUGCUUGAUACCGAAACCAUGUGCAGUGGACCCAGUUCAGCAUCAGGAAGUGGGCCACCGUCACUUCAAAAUGAAUUAGAAAACCUACAAACUGCUGAACGAUCAUCAGAGACUGAUCAGCUUCAACAGCAAAAUCAAGCAACGUCACCACCGAGUGAAGUUACUAGUCCCACGAUUCCACAAAUUACCACAGGUCGUAGUACGACAAAAAGUGAGAAACGAUCAGCAAACACUCUUUAUCAAGAGCUUUCAUUUCAAGACGAUCAAUUGGAAAGUGAAGAAAAUGAAAUCACUGGAAUGGUUCAUCCUGGAGAGUACGCAAGUUCAGUUAACGAUAACUUCUUUGGUAUUUACAAUUUAAACUUUCUUCUACAGGAAUGGGAAAAGAAGUCGAAAAUCUCAUUAUGGAAAAUAAUGAGUUACUCGCAACGAAGUAAUUUAUUUAACUUUUUGAACUUUGAAAUAAAUAUUAAAAAAAUGAAUGUUUUUCAUUUAUUCAGGAAUGCAUUAAACAUCGUCAAAGACGAUUUGAUUGUGAGAGUUGAUGAGUUGACGGGCGAAUUAGAAAUUCUUCGUGAGGAGUUAAAUGCUGUUAUUCAAUCUAGAAAUAAGUUGAAAGUGAAGGUUGGCGAGUUGGAAGAUGAGAUGAGAAAAGCCAAAGAGCAGAUGAAGCAACAAAAUUCCGAACAUGAAGAUGAUGGCGACGUUCCAAUGGCGCAACGAAAACGUUUCACACGUGUUGAAAUGGCUCGUGUGUUAAUGGAGCGUAAUCAAUAUAAAGAGCGAUUUAUGGAGUUGCAAGAUGCUGUUCGUUGGACAGAAAUGAUGCGAGCAACAAAAGUCGAUCAGCUAGACAAGAAAUCAAAGCAAAGUGUGUGGAAGUUUUUUAGUAAUCUUUUUAGUUCUAAUGACCGACCCCAAAGAGAGCCCCCUCCGUUAUUCAGGACAUCAGCGUCUUCAAAUGGAGAGGGGCGAAAUUCACAAUUUCCUGCAAUUGGUGGAGCAACGUCAAGUGGCUCCCAAUCACUUGUCUUAGCAUCAAAAGAAUUUAAUGAAGGUCAUCACAAUUCGAAUGAUGGAACAUCUGAACGUGCACAAGCAAGACGACGUGAACAAUAUCGACAAGUGCGUGCACAUGUACAGAAGGAAGAUGGAAGAUUGCAAGCCUAUGGAUGGAGUCUUCCAGGUGGUGCUGGAAAACCAAAUCAAGUUGAUGGAAGAGGUGGAAAGUCAAGUCAAGGACAACAACAAGGAGUUCCAGUCCCAGUUCCUGUUUACUGUCGUCCAUUAGCUGAAGCUAGUCCGCAUAUGAAAGUUUGGUGUGCAAGUGGCGUCAAUCUUAAUGGCGGUUACACAAAAGACGGCGGUUGUGUCGUUGGUGCAAGUGUUUUCUAUUCCAGGCCACAACCAACAGCAACAAUCACCGACGUCACAACACCUACAAAUGAAACGCACUCGGAACUUGAUUCAUUGGAUAAACAAAUGACGUUAGCAAUGGAUCAAGUUGAUUAUGAUCAGCAAUUGAGUAGCUUUGUUUGGAUUUGUACGAGCACACACUCAGCGUCAACUGUCACUGUCAUCGAUGCUAAAAAUCCAGCUGAAGUCUUGGAUUCAUUUCCAAUUUGCCAAACUCAUUUGCUUUGUAUUUGUACAGUUAUUGGGGCACUUGAAAUGGAUUAUCACAUGUUAGAGAAUAGUGAAGUGAGUAAAGCUGGUGAAAUGCUGGAAAAGCCUGGUGAUGUUGGCGAUGCUGAUGAGUUGGGAAAGGUUGAAUUUGUUAGAAUUCCACAGCAACAAAAUGAGGAGUUGGUGGUGACGACACAAGAUGAAGAAGACAUUGAGAAAGCGAGUGAAGCAUCACCGGAUGGUGGUGACGAUAAUUUGAUGGACAAUCCAACAUCGGUUGGUCCAACAAUGUGGCUGGGCGCACAGAAUGGAAUGAUUUAUGUUCAUUCAUCAGUUGGACGUUGGCGUGUUUGUUUACAUGCUGUGCAACUUCCUGACGCUGUUCUUUCCAUUGUUCAUGUCGUUGGUCGUGUGGUUGUUGCUUUAGCAAAUGGACAAGUUGCCAUCUUUCGACGUCAAAUGAAUGGAGAAUGGGAUGUGAGUAGUUAUCACAUUUUGACGCUUGGUUCACCAAAACAAUCAGUUCGAUGUCUGACAAUUGUUGGCGAUAAAGUUUGGGCAGCACAUCGUAAUCGUAUCCAUGUGAUUGAUCCAAUUUCGCUCAGCAUUGUUCAUACACUUGAAGCACAUCCGAGAAAGGAAAGUCAAAUUCGUCAAAUGGCAGCAACGGGGUUGGGCGUUUGGGUUUCCAUUCGACUUGACUCAACACUUCGCCUUUAUCAUUCGCAUACUUACGAACAUCUCCAAGAUGUUGACAUUGAACCUUACGUUAGUAAAAUGCUUGGAACAGGAAAACUUGGAUUCUCAUUUGUUCGCAUAACAUCGCUUCAUGUUUCAUGCGCUCGUCUAUGGAUUGGUACCGGAAAUGGUGUCAUUAUUUCAGUGCCACUUGCUGGAGAUGGAAAUUCUUCAAGCAUACCGAAAUGUUGCAUGGCGCAUUCUCAGCUCUCAUUUCAUGGUCAUCGUGAUGCUGUGAAAUUCUUCGUUUCAGUUCCAAUGAAUCCACCAAUGGUAGCAAAUGAAUUUCCACUUUACAGCAAACCAGACAUGCUUGUAAUGUCAGGUGGCGAAGGUUACAUUGAUUUUCGAUUGGGUGAUGGCGAUAUGGAGAACAGCAUCGUUCUGCAACCAAAUGAGACGAUUGAGAACCGAGGCGAUAAAAGUUAUUUGAUUGUUUGGCAAGCGAUUGAUGAAGAAAUGGAACGAGAUGAACGCGUUUUUAUUCUCGGCGAGGAAGUGGCACAAUACGAUGGAGCAUAUAAAGUUUCACGAGGCUUGUGGAAAAAGUAUGGAGACAAACGUGUCAUUGACACACCAAUUACUGAGAUGGGUUUUGCUGGCAUUGCAGUUGGUGCUGCGAUGGCUGGUCUUCGUCCAAUUUGUGAAUUCAUGACUUUCAAUUUCUCUAUGCAAGCAAUCGAUCAAGUAAUCAACUCUGCAGCAAAGACAUUCUACAUGUCAGCAGGCACAGUUAAUGUUCCUAUUGUGUUUCGUGGUCCCAAUGGAGCAGCUUCUGGUGUAGCAGCUCAACACUCUCAAUGUUUUGGUGCUUGGUAUUCGCAUUGUCCAGGAUUGAAGGUACUUUCACCUUACGAUAGUGAAGACGCAAAAGGUCUUCUCAAGGCUGCUAUCCGCGAUCCUGAUCCCGUUGUCUUUCUUGAAAAUGAACUUGUCUAUGGUGUUGCUUAUCCCGUUUCCGAUCAAGUUCUAGACAAAAAUUUCACACUGCCCAUAGGAAAAGCAAAAAUAAUGAGACCUGGAAAGCACAUAACGCUCGUCGCUCAUUCGAAGGCAGUUGAGACUGCACUUGAUGCUGCAAAAGAACUUGCAGGAAAAGGAAUUGAAGCUGAAGUCAUCAACUUACGAUCAUUAAGACCUCUUGACUCUGAAACAAUUUUCAAAUCAGUUCAAAAGACUCAUCAUUUAGUGACAAUUGAACAAGGCUGGCCCCAAAGUGGUAUUGGAUCUGAGAUCUGCGCUCGUAUCAUGGAACACGAAACUUUCUUCCAUCUUGAUGCUCCAGUGUGGCGAGUGACUGGUGUUGAUGCUCCAAUGCCAUAUGCAAAAACAUUAGAACAAGCUGCACUGCCACAAAUAGCUGAUGUUGUUAACGCUGUCAAUAAAGUUCUUGGAGUGAAAUAAGUAAUUUGUUAGUUACAAUUAAUGGAACAAAAUUAUUUUAUUUGUCUCCUUUUACAUCGCUGCUAAUACAUUUUCUCAAGAACCUUUCUACGAAUUUCUCUUCUUUAUUUUUUGUUAUUUUAAUGGUGGAUUGAAUAGAAGAAUUAGGUAUGUUUGUCGAUUGUAGAUUGAGAAACCUAUCGAGGAAAUAUUCCUUGACUUCUAUCCGAACCUUCAUUAUUAUUUUAUAAAUUUUCAUUUCCUGUUUAAUUCAAUUAGCUAUACAUCGGCCCACCCACACCUUCUGUUGGAUAUUGUUAGUAGUAAUGAAAUUAAACUUUUUCUUUCUUACUCAACUUAGUUUAGUGAAAAUUAUAAUAUAAAAUCGAAGUUUUCACUGUCAAGUUGAUAACUUUUUUAGAGUUCUAUCGAUUGGACUCUGAUGAUCUGAUUGUGAUUGUCUCUUUCCCCUUAUUUAAAUUACGAAUCUGAAGCAAGAUUUAAAGACUUGCCAUCUUUAUCAUAUAGUUUAUCGUUCUCCUAUAGCAGAACAAAAUCUUGAAGGUUCUGAUAUUGCAGCCUGAUUAUUUAUAUUAAUUUUGAGCAAAUGAUAAAAGCAAAUCAUGAAUUUAAUACAUAAACAGCGUUAUUGAAAUGUUUGACGAUACGAGCGCUUGAGCAUUAAGUCUUACUUGAAGCAGAAUAUCUUCAGGAAAUGCUGUCGAUGAGAAAGCGCAGAAAAAUUAUGUAAAUUCAAAAACCAAGACAACAAAAAGAAAAAAACACAAAGAAAUUAAUUGCAGGAUAAUUAAAAAAAAAUAAAAAAUGAGUCAAGAAA